Molecule: messenger RNA, 1413 nt
Organism: Brettanomyces nanus
Lineage: Eukaryota; Fungi; Ascomycota; Pichiomycetes; Pichiales; Pichiaceae
Exons: 1
Coding region: 1-1413 (470 amino acids)
Biological process (GO): mitotic DNA replication preinitiation complex assembly; double-strand break repair via break-induced replication; DNA replication initiation
Cellular component (GO): DNA replication preinitiation complex
Molecular function (GO): single-stranded DNA binding; DNA replication origin binding
Source: RefSeq, a predicted model, not a curated record
AUGGCUUCCAUGGCUUCUGUUCACGAUGGUGCACGUGAUAAGUUGGAUAACUACCUUAAGUCUCUCAAAGGGGAAAUCAAAACGUGGGAAAUACAGAAUGAUGGCAAAACACUUAGCUGGAAUAUUAUAGAGGCCAAGAAUCCCAAUAUGGCGAGGAAAUACAAGAAGUAUGCCAAACUAAAGAGGUUAUUAAAGAAGUCUGAUAGUGGUGAUGUUGAUCUUGAAGCUGUGUUUCAUAAAUGGGGUGAAAGUUAUAAAAGUGAGAAGCGUGAGAAGGGUCAUAAGCAUAGACAUGGGCAGAAGCAGAAGCAGAAGCAGAAGCAUAGUAGAGGGGUUCCUAUGACUCCCACGAGGCAAAUAAAGUCCAUAGAGAAGGAGGAGAAGGUUGAAUUGACUGAGGAUGUUGAAGAUGAUCCCAUAAAGGGUGCCGGUGAUAGUGAAAUUGACGAAUUAGGACCUACGCCACAGCUUAAUGGGCGUGUUCUUGGUAUAUUUGAUAUCCAAUUGAGACAGCAACAAUCUCCAGUGGAUGAUUCACCGACGAAAAAGGUCACCGUGAUGUCUCCGAAGGCUGAAAGUGGUAUUUCAUCAUCAUUUAAAACACCUACAAAGAUAGAAAAGCCGUCGAUGUUUAGAACGCCUAUCAAUUCCUGUCGAAAACGACUUCAAUUUGAGGCAAAGAUGGAUGAAACGCCGCAAUAUCUUCGGGAGGUGGCCCAAAAAGUGUCUAUAUUAGACUAUGAUGGAAUAUUAUCCGAUCUUAGUGACUUUAGUGACGUAGAAAGUGAUUCAGACUUGAGUGAUGAUUCAAAUGUUAAUUCGAUGAAGUAUGAUUCAUCAGAAAAUCCUCAUGUGUCACCUGCAACACAGCGACUGAUAGAGCCGAGUCCAAUUAUUCGAAAGCAUUAUAAAAAAUCGUUGUACGCUAUGAAUGAAGAGUUGAAAGGACUUAAAAACAGUCUGGAGAAGUGGCGAGAGGAGAGUAUACAAGAGGAUUCUGGAUUUGGCGGAGAAUUAGAGCCGAAGAAGGAAGAAAUAUUGGAAGAAGUUGUUGUUCCCGUAGAUCGUAUUGCCAAGUACCGUAAUAAGGUAAAGACCAUCAAGAGGACCACCAGAAGAGUUAAAAUGAAGACUCAGGGACCGGAGAAUGUUGAGGAUGAACUUGAAGGUGAAGAUCUUCAGCAAAAGAUGAAAGAAUUGGCAAAUGCCGGAAACAGAGUAAAAGAGAAGGAAGUGGAGCAAGAAGACAACGACGAGAAAGACGAAGACGAAGAGAAUACUCCUCAAGAAGUUUACGUGAGGAAGAGAAUUAGAACACCUCCAAAGAAACGCAAAGUGAAUCCACUUUCGACGAACUUUGUUCGACUCAAAAUCAACCAGCAUCACGGAGGAUGGAAGAGGAGAAGACAGUAA